Messenger RNA from Schistosoma curassoni, 3059 nucleotides. The record is from the annotation of a GenBank genome assembly. Lineage: Eukaryota; Metazoa; Platyhelminthes; Trematoda; Strigeidida; Schistosomatidae.
GUUUUAGUUCGUGCACCUUAUGAAAAAGCUAUGAGACAAUACGAGCUUUUACAUUAUGAUGUUUGUCACAAUGUGUACCAACAUAAAUAAAAUGAAACGCAUUGAGAAUUGUUGUUCACAGUUUUUCAAAUGAUUCCAUCUUGGCUUCCAGUUGUAAGAGCUUCCGCUAUCGGUUGGACACCACUGCUUCAAAGUAGAUUGCCUGAUGAGCCUUUGAUCACUAACAAAAAGUAUAUAAAGGAUCGAAAGAUAGUAAUUAAUGUAAGUGGACGGAGAUUUGAGACUCGCAAAUCCACGCUCGAGAAAUUUCCUGACACACUGCUUGGUUCUGAUGAGAAAGAUUAUUUUCAAGAUCCGGUUUCAAAAGAAUAUUUUUUCGAUAGAGAUCCGGAGCUCUUCCGUUACAUUAUGGAAUAUUAUCGAUCAGAGAGGCUUCAUCUACCAAAGGAUUAUUGUGUGACUGCUUAUCAUGAAGAAUUGUUGUAUUUCGGUAUCAUGCCAGAAAUCAUGGGAGAUUGCUGCUAUGAAGAAUAUCUUGACAAAUACAGGGAAAAUAAGGAAAGGCAGCAGGAAGAUAAGGAGGUUGUGUCAGAAGAGGAGCAACUAUCAACAAACUUUAGAGACAGGUUAUGGCGCGCAUUUGAAAAUCCGCAGGCUUCAACACUAGCAGUCGUGCUUUAUUACGUGACGGGAUUCUUUAUAGCUGUUUCAGUACUGGCUAAUAUAACAGAGACUGUUUCUUGUGGCAUCAGUGUUGAAACUGGAGAUAAUAUUCCUUGUGGAGAAAAGUAUAACGCCGCAUUCUUUUGUUUGGACACCGCUUGUGUACUUUUAUUUACAAUCGAGUAUUUAGCAAGGCUGUAUGCAGCUCCUGCAAAAUGCAAAUUUAUUAGAUCUGUUAUGUCAAUCAUCGAUAUAGCUGCAGUUUUUCCUUAUUAUGUUGGACUUUUUAUGUCUAAUAACAAGGAAUUUUCAGGUGCUUUCACAACUUUGCGAGUGUUUCGAGUUUGUCGUAUUUUCAAAUUUUCGAGACACAGUAAAGGAUUGAGGAUAUUAGGUUGCACAUUGCGUUGCUGCGCCUCUGAAUUAGGUUUUCUUCUAUUCACGAUAACAAUGGGCGUCAUUAUCUUUUCAACGAUAAUAUUUUAUGCAGAAAAGUCGGAAAUAUCACAGUUUAGUAGCAUUCCAGCAGCAUUUUGGUACACGAUUGUCACAAUGACUACUUUGGGAUAUGGAGAUAUUGUACCAACUACAAUUAUUGGAAAAAUAGUUGGCGGUAUUUGUUCACUUUCUGGUGUACUUGUUAUCGCCUUACCAGUCCCUGUGAUUGUUUCACAUUUUGCCAGGAUAUAUCAGCAAAAUCAACGAACUGAUAAACGAGAAGCUCAAAAAAAGGCGAGAUUAUCUCGUUUAACAGAAAUGAAAGCUGUUGCAGAGAAUGCAUUCUCUGAAGGUAGAAAACGAUAUAAAAAUAGGAAACUAUUGGAGCAUCAUAAAUCAAAUGUAAAUGUGAUAAUAAAUAAAGAUAAUACACAAGAAGUAAACGAUAUUGUACAAAAUGAUGAAAUGAAUAAUAUUCAACUUCUUGAGUUGAAAAAGUACAAAGCUGAUGAAGUACAACAAGAAAAAGAUGUAGAAAUGUUCCAUAGGCAUGAAGUAGAACAUAUACAGAAAAUGGACCAUGCAGGAGGAGAACGAAAUGUUUCAACUGAAGAGGAUAAUGAAGAUGUUCAUGAUUUAUUUGAACAACAGUACUAUCAUCUAAUUGACUGUUUGCAACAAACAACUGGUCUAGAAGUUACUGAAUUUAAUAAACUGACAUCAAGUGGAAAUAACAAUCGAGUAACAAAUAUUAAAUUGAACACCAGUGGAAAAAAUGUACAAAAGCCUAAAUCUUUUAACAGUACAAGUAAUUCGGGUGAAUUACAAAGUCAACCAAUAAACAUGGUACCAGUGCGACGUAAAUUGAUGCUACCACGUUUACGUCGAUUUUCAACAUGUUGUCAUCGGAGAAGACGUUAUAUGGACAGAGAUCGAACUAAACUAUCAUCAUCCAAUGCUGGACAAACUCUUUCCUCCAAUCCACAUCCUGAUCAUAAUUCAUCGAAAUACCCUUUGGUAUCGGUCAAUAAAGCCAACAGUGAAGAAAUUAUUACAUCACAGACCGACUACAGGCUUCCACUUCAUCUGAAAGAUGAUAGCUCAAAUUAUUUCAGUUCUGUAUUGAAAAUCCACUUGGAAUUUAUUUACCAAAUCAACAUCUGGCAAUGAUGAUGAUGAUAAGGAUAUAGAAUGUGCUGGUCAACAGAUAAUGUAUUCAUUUCCUUUCUGUAUAGCAUUAUAUAUAUAUAUAUAUAUAUAUAUAUAUAUAUAUAUAUAUAUAUAUAUAGAUAGAUUGUUUUCUAAUUAUUCUCUAAUUUAAUAUAUCGAGGAUUAUUUAGUUUAUUUUUUAAUAAAUUCAUCUACCUACCUACCUACCUGCAUACUUACUUAAUUUAACAUGGAUCAUUUGAUAAUGAACACGUUCACUAGUAAAGAUCAUUCAAUCAUUAUCUAUAUGUGUAUAUUGAUCAUUUCGUCUCAAUCAACCAGUAUAUCCAUUCUAGUCAUUUACACACACUUCUUUUUUUUUUUAAAUCAAUAAUGCAGAUAUAAUACAUUUAUGUAUUCUUUUCUCUCUUCAUAUUGUUAUUAUAUUUUUUUCAACAUAGAAUUUUGAUAGUUUAUUGAUAAAUUUGAAAAAACAAACAAAAAUAAUGAAACAAUAUUACACACAAAAAAAGGGGAAAACAAACAAACAAAAACUAUGCUCAUUGUUUUCCAUUGAAAUUGGAUCCGACUUAUUGAUUAAGAACUAUUGAUGUUCUACACACUAUUAAACAUCCAUCUAUUUAUAUAUAUAUAUAUAACUUCUUUUCUAACAAGAUUUUUCUACCUAUGCAACAAUAAAUAUAGAAAUAUAAGCUGUAUAAUUACUCGCUAACCUUAUAUAGAUAGAUUGUGUUUUUUCUUUGUUCUCUAUAUAUAGUAAUCGUAUUAAAAGAAUAAUUAUUUAUUUU